UUAUCAAAGAGACUAAAGCUGGCAGCGGAGUCGGGUUCACUCUGCAUUCUCAGUCACACGUUUGUGCUUAUUUUAUGCUUAAUUACCCUUUGGAUACAGUGAGUGGUCAUUCACAGGGUUCUCCCGCAUGGCAAUGGGGCGGUGAAAGUACGAGGGGCGUGCGGCAAACGCAGACGUGCCUAGCACACUACUUCCAAAAUACUUUGUCAGUUACCAGUGUUUCCCUUUAAAAUGUCAAGACUUCGUCCAUCAGGAUCUGUCCAAUGCAAGCCGAGCUGCUCAUUUGGAAGGAGGCGAGAUUGCUGCCUUUCUGGUCUAAAGAUGCGCUCGUGUAAAUUGUGACAAAGGCUGUCAGGAUUGAAAUCAGAAAUCGAUAUUCUAAGAAUGCGUGGCGAUUAUCUUUUGGAAUAUUAACAAUCUUGUUUUUUGGAUUUUUUUUUUCUUCUGCUGGCGUGCUGUUUGGUUUUAGCGGCUAGUACUAGGUCUGCUAACACAAUUCGACUAUUGAGAUCCGCGGCUGUUCUUACCUCCAGUUUCAGCAAGAACUGUGCUGGACAGAGUCAGUUUGUUGGUAAGGGUCCAUGCGAGAAUUGGGGUGAAAACAUGUCUGGUCAUUUCUCUGUGUGGCUCCAUGCUGUCAGAGAUGGCAUUUUGGUCCAGCACUCCAGCUUUAACCCCUAAAGUGCCUCGAAAGAUUUUGUUCAUGUUCAUUCUCUCCCUCUCUGUCACCUACUUAUUCUACAGUUUGAUGAGCUGUUACAAUACCCUGCAGUUUCCCCUGCAAGAAAACUACCUGUACCAAGCCAGGCUAGUGACAGAAGAGUCCACUUUCGCUGCGUUACGAGAAAAACUUUAUUCCGCCACAUCAUCACAGGGCUAUUUCGGCAAAAACGUGGAAAGCACCACGGAGCAGACGCAGACAGCGGACUAUGCAGUCUCCGUCGCAGUCAUUGAAGAUACCGGUACUCUUGGAACUGAGGAGAGAGCGAUGGGCUGGGUCAAAACUCAGUUAGCUCCCACGGAAAUGAUCACGGGUCACACGGUCGUUUUCGAGAGGGAGCAGCACCAGGAAUCCAGCACCACGGACGACGAACUAAACCGAAGAGGGAAUAGCACAGCUACCCCCGAUUAUGGGGAAAAAAAGUUACCCCACGCCAUUAUUAUUGGAGUGAAGAAAGGGGGUACCAGGGCUCUUUUGGAAGCCCUGAGGGUCCACCCUGACGUGAGGGCAGUAGGAGUAGAGCCCCACUUCUUUGAUAGGAACUACGAGAAGGGAUUUGCCUGGUACAGGGACCUGAUGCCUUCGACACUUGAAGGUCAAAUUACCAUGGAGAAAACACCGAGCUAUUUCGUAACAAACGAAGCCCCGCGGCGCAUUCACUCAAUGGCGAGGGACACCAAACUGAUAGUGGUGGUUAGAAACCCAGUGACUAGAGCCAUCUCCGACUAUACACAGACUCUGUCCAAGAAGCCAGAGAUCCCCAGCUUCGAGGUGCUGGCUUUUAAAAACAGGACACUAGGGCUGAUUGAUGCAUCGUGGAGUGCUCUUCGGAUAGGGAUCUAUGCUCUCCACCUGGAGACCUGGCUGCAGUAUUUUCCGCUUUCGCAGAUGCUUUUUGUCAGCGGAGAGAGGCUCAUCAUUGAUCCAGCAGGGGAAAUGGCCAAAGUGCAGGACUUUCUAGGACUCAAAAGGAUUGUAACAGACAAACACUUCUAUUUCAAUAAGACCAAGGGGUUUCCCUGCCUGAAGAAGCCAGAGGACAGCAGUGCUCCAAGGUGCCUUGGCAAAUCCAAGGGUAGAACUCACCCCAAAAUAGAUCCCGAUGUUAUUCACAGACUACGGAAGUUUUACAAACCCUUUAAUAUGAUGUUUUACCAAAUGACUGGUGAGGACUUUCAGUGGGAGCAGGAGGAAAUCCGGUGAACUGCUUUUUAAAUGUAAUAUUGCAGGAAUGCAUCGCUAGCCUUUUCAAAUCAAUAACCUAAUUACAAUACUAUAUUAUAAAAGAAGGUUGAGCUUGAAGGCCAACAAUCACUGCUUUAUUCAAGUACCAAGCGCCAUUCAGGAACUGUCAUGGUAUUAGCAACACGGUGGAGGAGAUCAAGGUGGGGACAUUAUUUCAUAUACAUUGAAAAAGGGUGUAAAAUCACCAACAAUUUGGGCUAAGUGUCCUUAAUAAAAGUGAAUCAUGUACAAUGUAUUGAGACAGCUGUUUGAUAUAUACAUAAUUUGAAUCAAUUGAACGCGGUUUAUGCUUUAUUACCCAUGUUUAGUACCAAAUCCGACUUUUUUUUUUUUAUUAUUGUGUUAAGAAAUUAGUUUGGACAAUUUUCAAUCAGCCCAAAUUAACCAGGAUAUAUACACGGCUGCAUCACCAGCGUUUCAAUUACCUGCCACUUCCCCACUCUUGCAGAAUUCCAUUCUGGGGGUUUAGUGCCCAUUGCCUUGGAGACUAGCCAGGUCUGGGCCUCACUUCCCCAAGAACAGAACUUUGGGCCCUGGGUCAAACUGGAAUAACUAAGCAAAAUAUGGCCUGUUCUGAGAAAAUCCUGACAACAUAGAGUGAGACGAAAUUCUACUUGUUCUGAACCCAGUCCUGUUUUUUUUAAGCAAUAUUUAUUUGAAUAUUAGUACGUUUUGACUUUUUGAUAAACACCGCCUGUCAAAUUGUUCAGCCUCACAAGGAUUCAGAAUCCAUAACAAAAAUGGGUCUGACCAUUUUUGUAUCCUAUAUUUAUUUAUUUAUUUAUUUGUCUUUUCAUUGUUAUGCCAAACAGUUCUGGACAUAAUACAUCUCUCCUAUUAUCAUAGUAUGCAUUGGUUUACUAUUGUAUCCAUGCACCAAAAAAUGAACUAGCAUACAAAAGUAAAUAAUAAUAAAUGUGUGCUGUUAUGGUUUCCCUAAAUUCACACAAAAUAUUCCUGAGAAAGCAACUUCUUAGAAUGCAUAUGCCGCCAUCAUUUUAGAAUUAAUCUGCCCAUUGAUAGUUUUAUUAACCAAGACUGAAUACAAGACAAUAAAUCCCCCGACUUUGUCUUCUCUGAACAGGUCACAUGCUCCAAUACAUUGUUCUGCCUCCUGACACGUUUUUACUAAACUAUACAUCCUCUAUAGUUUAUUAAUAUGGUCUGUUUUUAUUUUAUUUUAAGUGUUGCAUAAAUUACCAAGAUGUGCUUUCCAUCAGUUUCAAGAAUGCUUGUAUGUCUUUUAAUAAUUUGUUGUGGUCUUGGUCCUGUUUGUUCUUCAUAGUUCAGUCAGGAAACUCAUGCAAGAGAUUAAUUAUUAAAGCAUAGACUAGACAACUACAUUAUACAUAUUUUUACCCUACAUUCUUUGGCCUUCGGCUUCACCUUUCGAGGUACCUCUGCCCAUAAAUUAGCUUGUAGAUAAGUGGCAAGGCUGACCGGAGGGAAGCCAUGGGCAGGUGUACAAUAUUGCUGCCCUCCCCAUUAGACAAAGCCAAUAAGCAGCUGGAGUCUGGGGAGGAGAGGCGAAUUGAGACGCACAGCAGGGAUGUAACAAAUUGAGUCAAGAUAUAAAUCCCUCCCUUGCCGAUCAUUGGACAUAUUGUUAUCGAAAGAACUGAAUGGAUUGUUCUGGUAUUUGAAGCGUCUAAAAUAUGCUUUACGUUUCCGUGAUCUGACCUAAGUUUAAAAGUGAGUUCCCUGCCUGAGCCACUGCUUUCCCGUGCAGUCUUAGCACCUUCUUGACUUUUUGUACCAUUGACAGCUUAUUGAUCAACACGGUUUACUACCUUUUUUUUUUUUACAGAAAAUGUACAGAGGGAUGAUGGGUAAUUAGUCUGUGUGGCAUGGAAGAAAAGCCCUGUGCUUAAUUGUGGGGCUGGGCCAGCCCUGUCUGUAAAUAAUGUAUUGUAUUAUAAUUUAAAAGUGAUGGUUUAUUAUUAUUGUUGAGGUAAUUUUGAGAAUGAUCUGUGUAGAUGUGCUGUUAUGAUUUCAAAGGUAUUUUGUAUUUACCUGUAUAUAAACCUGUCAAAUUACGAACUCUGACACCAAACAAAUACUGUGCUUCCUGCAUGCGUAGCAAUUGCUUUUUUUUAAGUUUCAUUUUUACUUUAGUUUCUCUCGCAUCUCCUCUCUGUACACCCACAGGUUUAUAUUUUAUUAUUUGUUUAUUUAGCUGGUGCCUUUAUCCAAGGCAACUCACAGAGAGACUAGGGUGUGUGAACUAUGCAUCAGCUGCAGAGUCACUUACAACAACGUCUCACCCGAAAGACGGAGCACAAGGAGGUUAAGUGACUUGCUCAGGGUCACACAAUGAGUCAGUGGCUGAGGUGGGAUUUGAUUCGGGGACCUCCUGGUUACAUGUGCUUUUCUUUAACCACUGGACCACACAGCCUCCUUAUACAUGUGGCCAUCUCCAAAUCAACAACCAAUUCAUUCUAAGGACGACCACAUUCUGGACAGGGUUUAGUGGGAUGAGGCUUUAGCCCGUCCACGCUGCCAAACAAAUACAAAGAACCCACUCGUUUUAAAUAAACACAAAAUACCUUUGAAAUCAUAACAGCACAUCUCCACAGACCACUCUUUUUAAAAUAAUA
Messenger RNA from Acipenser ruthenus (sterlet), 4563 nucleotides. RefSeq names its product heparan sulfate glucosamine 3-O-sulfotransferase 4. NCBI's taxonomy places the organism in Eukaryota, Metazoa, Chordata, Actinopteri, Acipenseriformes, Acipenseridae. The record is from RefSeq and is a predicted model, not a curated record. The transcript has 2 exons. Bases 632 to 1924 code for a protein of 430 amino acids. Gene Ontology annotation, molecular function: [heparan sulfate]-glucosamine 3-sulfotransferase activity.